AUGGAUCUGUCUGAGGAAAAUGUGUAUGAGAACCCAGAUAUCACCAACCAGAAUCAGACAUCAUGUCUGUAUGAGAUGCCUUACGACGAGCCCUCAAAUCAAACACCAGUGUACCAAAACACUAGAUGGGCCUUUGGAAGAAUACCAAAUCCGCCUUCGUUUCCAGCAUCCCCUCCUCCUGACAAGGAAUGCUACAAAAAUUCAUCUUCAUCUUCACACGCUGAUGACGAAGAAAGGGGAGAGGACGCUUGCUAUAGUGAGGACAAGACAACAGUUCCAGACAGUAGUACACAGUCUAAUUUGGGGAGGCUGUCUUCAAAUUUGGUAGACUGCGGGAACUUGGUACGUAGAUCUGAAUCUAAAUCCUCAUCAACUUCAUCCGCAUUUGAGCAAGAUGGAUCUGACUUGAACCCAAAGCCUGAAAAUGACAAAACUAAAGUCACCCUAUUUGUUAAGGCUGGAAGUGAUGGGGAGAGCAUCGGAAAUUGUCCAUUCUCACAACGCCUUUUCAUGAUCCUUUGGCUGAAAGGCGUCGUCUUCAAUGUCACCACAGUUGACCUCAAAAGGAAACCAGCUGACCUUCACAACCUGGCCCCGGGGUCACACCCACCCUUUCUCACAUUCCAGGGAGAGGUGCUGACUGAUGUCAAUAAAAUAGAAGAGUUCUUGGAGGAGAUGCUGGUUCCACCCAAGUAUCCCAAACUUGCAGUGAAGAACCGUCACUCCAAUAUAGCAGGAAAUGAUGUGUUUGCCAAGUUCUCCGCUUACAUUAAAAACACAAGUUCUGAUAAAAAUCUGGCAUUAGAACAGAGUCUCAACAAGGCUCUGGUAAAACUUGAUGAGUAUCUGUUGAACCUGCUACCUGACGAGGUUCACCUUGUCGAUGGAGAAUCCAAACGCAAAUACCUGGACGGUGAUGAGCUGACGCUAGCUGACUGCAACCUCCUUCCUAAACUUCAUGUAGUCAAGGUGGUGGCGAAGAAAUACCGGAAUUACGACAUCCCCUCCCAGUAUAGAGGCGUGUGGCGUUACCUUGGCAAUGCCUACAUCAGAGAUGAAUUCAUAAACACGUGUGCAGCUGAUUUGGAAAUUGAGCUAGCCUAUAAGGAUGUUGCUAAAACACUAGGGAAAUGAGCUGCAACAUGAUUAUCAUAUUAAAAAAAAAAGAUUACUGGGAAUUGUGUCAUCUGACAGGAUUGAUUGUUUUAAUUAACUUUUUAACAGCAUCUGAAAAUAGACUCUAAACGUUCAUGUUUGACAGCAUCUUGUUUUUUGGAAAACAAUUUACUGAAUCCCUAUUUUCCAAAGAUUAACCAAAUGAGGAUACAGCUACAUUGUUAUUUUUUUAAUUAACCCAUAAUUUAUGGGCUUGUGAAUAUGAGGGUUGUUUUAUAACACAGUAAUAUGAAACCAUUAAUACUAAAUGAUAGCGUCUUUGAGCCAAAGUAAUCUUCCCCCACCUCUCAUUUUCAUGAGGUAAACAUUGUUGAGGGCAUAUUGUUUAUGGUCUUCAGAUGUAAUGACUUCCACUUGUAAAUCUCAAGAUACACUUUUAUAGUUGACACACUUGAA
Syngnathoides biaculeatus (alligator pipefish) is the source of this 1572-nucleotide messenger RNA. Its product is annotated as chloride intracellular channel protein 5-like. Lineage: Eukaryota; Metazoa; Chordata; Actinopteri; Syngnathiformes; Syngnathidae. The transcript is spliced from 6 exons. Bases 1 to 1134 code for a protein of 377 amino acids. The record is from RefSeq and is a predicted model, not a curated record.